Plutella xylostella (diamondback moth) is the source of this 3875-nucleotide messenger RNA. Its product is annotated as HEAT repeat-containing protein 6. The record is from RefSeq and is a predicted model, not a curated record. Lineage: Eukaryota; Metazoa; Arthropoda; Insecta; Lepidoptera; Plutellidae.
CAAAACUCAAACAAAACAAAACUUAAAAAUUUAAAAAUGGACAAAAGUUUAGCAAAAGAGUUUUUUGAAAUAUCUGAAGAAAUAUGCAAUAUUUUGCAUUUAAAGCAUUAUGAAAAAUCCAAGAUAAAUAGUUUAAUUGAUGAUUUAAAUUCGAAACCAUACAAAACACACUUGUUUGUUUCUAAACAUGAUGCAACAAAUUUAGUGAGUACUUUAUGCCGGAAUAUUAUGCCUACAGAUAAUCUUUUAACUGACAAAACAUCACAUCUGCUGAACAGCAUUAUUACUAAGCAAAAUUUACAAUUUAAUGAUGAUUUCCUUAGGAAUGUACUCUCUUGGCAUAUGGGAUGCCUAAAGUCAUGUUCGAUUCACAUAUUACCUGAUAUUUUAUACAAUACUCAAUGUAUUAUACAAUACAAUCCACUGGCUGCUAGUCCGAUCAUAGAAGAUCUAAUUGGCAAACGAGGCAUUUUGCUAAAUUACAUCAAGAAUUUCUCAAGUAUCAGUCUAGACAAUCCCUUACAAAUUACCCUUCUUUCAUUGAAGUGCAUUGGCUCUAUCACACAAAUUUGUGAUGACAAGUCGGGAGAGCUGACCAAUGCUAUAUCUCAAGAAAUAAAAGAAAAUUUGUUUCAAACUGUAAUUUCUUUUCUACAAAAUGGAGGCUGUGAGAUUUUUAAAUCUGAUGAUUUUUUCUACUAUAAAGUAGUCAUAGCAGCCCUCCGAGUACUGUCACAACUGUGCCUCCACGGGCACAAUGUGAACAUUCCUCUGCCAGAGCUGAUGGGUAUCUCCAAGCAUUUCAUACUCCUGGGUCUGGUGCCCCAGCCGACCCGCUGGACGAGUAUAAUGCCUGCCCAGCAGACCAUUGCACCUGUGCCGAUUGUUCAUAACACAGGGGGAAAAGGAAAGAAACAGAAACUAAGGAAGCACAGGAACAACGCCAUUGACAGUCUGAAGAAAGAGAUCCCUGUAUCCGACAGAAGCCUCAUGAAUGAUGUGGGACACUUUGACAACAACUCUGCAUACACACCGGCCAGCCUGGACUUCCUUGAUACUCCCAAAGGACAGACUACCGCUUGGCCACUGACUAGUGACUCUGAUGUGUCUGAUAUUGAAAAUGCUCAGGAAGCUAAACUAAUAGCUUUGAAGUCUAGAGUGAGGCUGAGCGCAUCUAAUUUGAUGCUGGUACUGGUAAAAGUAACUGAAAAGCGAGACAUGUUCGGCUAUUGGUGGGCUCUGCUUCCCGACUCCCCUGAUUGGUCCAACUGUGAGGCUUCAAAAGAGACAUUGACCUAUUGCGCCGUGAAGGACCCUAUAGCCAGCUGCCGUGCAAAUGUACUGAGCGUUAUACUGUCACUACUUUCUGGCUCUAAAAUGUACCUCUCUCAAGCUGAAAUCAGCAAGAAAGCUACCGAAUCAUUCAUCCCCUUCUCAGUGACUCUCGGUUUUACGAUCACCAACUUGCACAAAGUCCUAGUCAGCAUACUGGACAGUGAGCGAGUGGCCUCAGUGAACCUUGUCGCAUUGAAGUGUUGCGCCGCGCUGGUGCAAGCCACGCCGUAUCAUAAGAUGAAGGAGGGUCUUAUCAGUGAGCUUGUGAGAUCGUGCAGGAAGUUUUUGGUUCAUAGAGAUGUAACAUUACAAGUUGGUGCCUUAAUAACAAUGGGAUGUGUCUUGUCUAUUAACCCGACAGUUGAUGAAGUGUUAAAAUCUGUCGAAAAGGAUAACGUACAAACAAAAUCAGCAACCUCAGAACACAAUGCUACUAAAAGCAGUUUAGUGGAUGAUGACUUUGAGGAAUGCUAUUCUGAUGACGAAAUGUUUGUAGCUACGGAGGAAAAUGCAGUAGAUGAUGCAAAUACUACACAUACUCACUAUUUUAAAAGUUGGAUUCUAGAUAUCUGUUUGAAAAACAUGGGCUGGACCUUCCGAGGAGGCGAGAUUGUCAAAUGCCUGCCAGCCCCCACACCAGUCAUCCUGGAGUCUCUCCGUGUAAUCUCAGCAGCGUGUACCGCUCACUGGGCGGCGCUGGCGGCGGCGCGGGGCGCCCAGCUGGGCGCGCUGCUGGGCGAGCUGCUGCGGCAGCCGGAGCUCGCGCUGCAGGCUGCCAGGGCUCUGGCUGCUCUCGCGGCUGCUAGUGCUUCGAGCGAUGAAACUGAAGAAUCUCUGCCGCUGACACAGCUAGUGCCGAUGUGGGAGAAACUGAUCACUCCGCUCUCAGCGAUAUUGCAAAGCCCCGACAAUCCGCCAGCCAAAGUGGCGGUCUGCGAUUGUAUAGCGAAUAUUGGCGAAAGAUGUUAUAAGGAACUACCGCGGAGACUACAAGUGGUGUGCUGCACGCUACUAGUGGGCUCGUGCAGCGACGAGGAGGCGGCGGUGCGCGCGGCCAGCGUGCGCGCGCUCGCCAUGAUGCUCAUGUACCGCACGCACAGAGAGGAUAUCUACUUCGUCUGCGACUGUGGCGAGAACAUCCUGCGUGCGUUAGCGGAACCAUCCCUGUUCGUGAGGACCAAAGCCGCCUGGGCCCUCGGAAACCUGAGCGAUGCCCUCGUGUUGAACCUGGAGGACCCCGAUAUCGACGACAUUGACGGCGACCUACUACGCCGGCUACUAAAGGUCAGCGUGGACUGCGCCACUGACAACGAUAAGGUCAAAAUGAGUGCGCCGCGCGCCCUGGGCAACAUCCUACGCCUCAUAAAAGAGCAGGACUUGGAACGGGACAUGGAACUAAAGCCCCUAUGCGCCCUGGCUAUAAGGAAGCUGGUUGACCUCACCGGCAAAGGCAACACUAUGAAGGUUCGAUGGAACGCGUGCCGAGCUAUCGGGAAUGUGCUGAAGAAUGACAGCAUGUAUACCUGCUUUUCGGGGUGGGAGAACCAAGUGCUCCCCUGCUUAUGCGUACUAAGCAAGGAGUGCAAGAACCUGAAGGUUCGCAUAAACGCCGCGACGGCGCUGCGGGCGGUGCGCACGCGCAGCCUGUACGGCGACCAGUUCGCGCCCGUGUGGCGAGGUGUCAUGGCCGCCAUGGAGAGUGCGGCUAUAUUUGAUGAUUUUUCGGAGUAUAAACAUAAGGAUAAUCUUACUGAGCAGCUAUGUGUGACCCUGUCCCACAUGUGCUGUCUGCUCAAGCAGUCCGACCUGGCAGACAUACUGGACCCCCUGGUCUUUCACUACGACUGCGCCAAGUCUCUCUUCACGCAGCUAUGCCACAGGUUGCCUCCAGAGAACCCCUCGUGUCUUGUCAUCUUGGAAGCGGCUAAAUACGUGACGAUGAGUUUGACGGCGGAAUCUGAUGCGCAGCAACAAGCGUUGGCGACGCUGCAAGAGAUCUUUAUCUGGGAUAUGUAGCGGUUUGAUAUAACGUAUGAUAUAGCGUUAGAUGGAUGAUGUUAUGUUAAUACUGAACAAGUUGUAACAGACAAUGUGUCCUAAAGUAAGUUUUGUACAAGGGUUCCGGGCACAUAUCGUUCCGGUGUUACUGUACUGUUUUUUGUGUUAAUAUUGUUUACGCACCAAAUAUUUUGGAACAAGAUCUAAUUUUGUUGCGGCAAUUAAAGUAAUUAUUAAUGUUAUCACAUUAUUUCACCAGAUGUACUAACGAUAUAUUUUCGUAGUGUAAUCUAAAAGACAGACAGAAAAGUAGUUUAAUUAGAUCACAGAUUUCACUGCGAAUUUUCGCUUUUCUGUUUGUUCAGAGGGAGAGAAAAUUUACGUAUUGCACAUUAUUUUAUAAAUGCUUAUAGUGAAUAUGAUUCAUUUUAUUUAUUUAAUUUAUUGCUCGAUUAAGAGGCACGUGCAUUUAUCAUUUCUGCAAACAUUGCAGUCUGAAAGUGAUAACAAAGUAAGCAAUGUAUGAAAGACAUAACAAAUAU